AUGUUCGCUGCCAGACGUUUCGUUGCCUCGUCACGGCGGGUUGCUGCGCAGCAGCCGCCUCGUCGUUUCGGCUCUCACUCCGCCCACGCUGAGCCCGUGAACGAAGGCAUCGGCCGCAGCUUCUACGUCACCGUUGGCAGCAUUGCCUCCGCAUACAUCCUCUACCGCAUCAGCAAGUCCACCGAGGACUCCGGCUCCGAGUCCUGGGUCUCCGGCCUGAUCAGCAAAUUCACUCCCUCUGAGAAGGACUUUGAGCAGCGCAAUGCCAUUCACACUGCUCUUAUGGAGAAGGCGGCUGCAGACCGCCACCUCCUCCAUAGUCAAGGACCCCGCGAGUCCUACGAGCUGCGAAUGCCCGAAAUGCUUAACUCUCGCUUCCCCUACAACGUUGCCCCCGGUUCUCAGGCCGACCUGAGCAAGGUCAAGGCCUAUUACGAGCGCCAGAACGCCGAGAUUGAGGCUUCCGGUGCUACGCGGGAGAAGAUUUACGAGUAA
Messenger RNA from Penicillium maclennaniae, 495 nucleotides. RefSeq names its product putative NADH-ubiquinone oxidoreductase 178 kDa subunit. Lineage: Eukaryota; Fungi; Ascomycota; Eurotiomycetes; Eurotiales; Aspergillaceae. The coding region runs from base 1 to 495 and encodes 164 amino acids. Gene Ontology annotation, cellular component: mitochondrion. The record is from RefSeq and is a predicted model, not a curated record. The transcript has 3 exons.